AUGCCUCACAUUUAUCUCCAUUCUGGUCCCUGUCCCUUUUGGUGGUUUGGUGUUGACAGCUAUGGUGUGGUGAUGUUGGUGGUCAUCUCGGCACGCAAGGCCGUGCAUGUGAGCGAGACCAGCCAGAUCAGCCUCAAGCAAUGGUCAGAUGCUGUGGCAGUCUUCAAGGACCCCCACUUGGACGCACCAGAUAACUUGGUGCUGCGCUGGGCUCGCCUUGCCCUCUCCUGCACCGCCAUGCCUGCGGCCUCUCGCCCCUCCAUGAGUCAAGUGCUGGGGGAGCUGGUGAAGUUGAAGCAGGAGGCGUCCGGAGCACAUGAGAGCCAUGUGGGCGAGACAAAAUCUCGCAUCGACAUGGAGCUUGGGAGUUUCGGUGGCUCCUCCAGCUUCACUGCAGAAAUGGCCCGUGCGGAGCGUGAGGGGGGCAUGCCAAGUGGUUCUUCCUCGUAA
This is a messenger RNA of Closterium sp. NIES-65, 450 nucleotides long. The record is from the annotation of a GenBank genome assembly. NCBI's taxonomy places the organism in Eukaryota, Viridiplantae, Streptophyta, Zygnematophyceae, Desmidiales, Closteriaceae.